UCAAAUUACCAAACAAUCGCAAAAUCGGAAAAUCAUCGCGCUGUCUGCUUGCUAUACAGAUCAGCAACCGCGAUUGAAUUUGACCAGCAAUUUCCGCAAGCUUCUGUUUUUGUGCUUAUCUAGCCGGUAUCCAGUUUAGUUAGCAACAAUGUCGGCCAGAUACGAUCGUGCCGUGACAGUUUUUUCCCCAGAUGGUCAUUUAUUGCAAGUGGAAUACGCUCAGGAAGCCGUUCGCAAGGGUUCGACUGCGGUUGGCGUUCGUGGCAAAGAUGUGGUUGUACUAGGAGUGGAGAAGAAAUCCGUCGCCAAGUUGCAGGAGGAACGAACGGUACGGAAAAUCUGUCUGCUAGAUCAUCAUGUAGUGAUGGCUUUCGCUGGACUUACUGCCGAUGCUCGCAUCUUGAUCAAUCGAGCUCAGGUUGAGUGUCAGAGCCACAAGCUUAACGUUGAAGAUCCCGUUACACUAGAGUAUAUUACGCGAUAUAUUGCCGGGCUGAAGCAGAAAUACACCCAGAGCAAUGGACGACGUCCGUUCGGUAUCUCCUGCUUGAUCGGUGGAUUUGAUUAUGAUGGAAUGCCGCAUUUGUAUCAAACAGAGCCGUCUGGAAUAUAUUACGAAUGGAAGGCCAAUGCAACCGGUCGAGCUGCCAAGACUGUACGGGAGUUUCUGGAAAAGUACUACACCACUGAGCAGGUUGAAACGGAAGAGGGUGCGAUCAAACUGGCAAUCAAGGCAUUGCUUGAGGUGGUGCAGUCAGGACAGAAGAACUUGGAGGUGGCAGUGAUGAAACGAAAUCAACCGAUGCAGAUGCUGGAUGCUGACACUAUUGCAAAAUACGUUGCUAUCAUCGAGAAAGAGAAGGAGGAGGAAGCGGAAAAGAAGAAACAGAAGAAGUAAAGUUUCUGUUUAGGUAAGAAUAUUUUACUUCUUUUCAUAAUUUGCGGUAAAUUUAAAACAAAACGUUGGAAUAUAAUACUGCUUGUUUCGGUUAGACGGCAUCAAGGAGCAGUAGCA
Molecule: messenger RNA, 1015 nt
Organism: Topomyia yanbarensis
Lineage: Eukaryota; Metazoa; Arthropoda; Insecta; Diptera; Culicidae
Gene: Prosalpha4
Product: proteasome subunit alpha type-7-1
Exons: 2
Coding region: 149-898 (249 amino acids)
Biological process (GO): ubiquitin-dependent protein catabolic process
Cellular component (GO): proteasome core complex; proteasome core complex, alpha-subunit complex; nucleus
Source: RefSeq, a predicted model, not a curated record